AUGGAGAGCACAUCGCCGCCGCCACCGCUCCUCGUCUUCCUCCUCCGCCACCGCUCCUCCACCACACUCUUCUCCACAGCGUGGAGAUCCCCUCCUCUCCUUUCCCCUCUUAGAUCUAGAUCUAGAAGGGUGCGGAGGUGGGGCUUCCACUACGUGACAGGAGGGGGAGGAUGGAGAGGGUGCGGUAGGGCAGAAUCCCUCAUGACGGGGCUCGCAUCGCUUCGCACGGUCGCAUCCUCUCGUCCUCUCUGCGCUAAUCCGGCUCUUCUUCCCCAAAUCCUCCUUCCCCGAUCCAGUCCCACAACGACGCCGAGGGAGAGCGAGAAGAGACAGACACAUAUCGCUGGAGUCAUUGUUUGCAUCAUUAUGUCUUCUCAAGCGACAUGGCCAGCAAAAGCUUGA
Molecule: messenger RNA, 402 nt
Organism: Miscanthus lutarioriparius
Lineage: Eukaryota; Viridiplantae; Streptophyta; Magnoliopsida; Poales; Poaceae
Source: the annotation of a GenBank genome assembly